Corythoichthys intestinalis (scribbled pipefish) is the source of this 1496-nucleotide messenger RNA. It is a transcript of the gene cdipt, whose product is annotated as CDP-diacylglycerol--inositol 3-phosphatidyltransferase (phosphatidylinositol synthase). Bases 163 to 804 code for a protein of 213 amino acids. Gene Ontology annotation, cellular component: membrane; Golgi apparatus. The record is from RefSeq and is a predicted model, not a curated record. Lineage: Eukaryota; Metazoa; Chordata; Actinopteri; Syngnathiformes; Syngnathidae. Gene Ontology annotation, biological process: phosphatidylinositol biosynthetic process. The transcript has 6 exons. Gene Ontology annotation, molecular function: CDP-diacylglycerol-inositol 3-phosphatidyltransferase activity.
UGUCCUGUUUUGAGGUCAUGAGCGGGAACUUGAUGAGAAGCGUCUACUUGUGGAAACAUUCCGCAAGCAAGCUCAUUUCGAAUAUUUAGCCAUAAAUUUACUACCUUUACUUAUAUUUAUGUAAAGAAAAUAUUUACUACCUGACAACCUUGAAACGCAAAGAUGACUCAAGAAAACAUCUUCCUCUUCGUUCCUAAUCUGAUCGGUUACGCCCGUAUCGUUCUGGCGCUGGUGUCCUUUUUCCUGAUGCCAUGCUGCCCGUUUCCCGCCUUUUUCUGCUACAUGCUUAGCGCUCUCCUGGAUGCCUUCGACGGCCAUGCCGCACGUGCGCUCAACCAGUCGACGCAGUUCGGAGCCAUGCUGGACAUGCUAACAGACCGCUGCGCAACCAUGUGCCUGCUGGUCAACCUGGCGCUUAUCUACCCAUCGUACUUGUUCCUCUUCCAGCUCAGCAUGUGUUUGGACAUCGCCAGUCACUGGCUGCACCUGCACAGCUCCACAGUCAAAGGCUCGGCCAGCCACAAGAGCAUCGACCUCUCCGGGAAUUGGCUUUUACGACUCUACUACACCAAUAAGGUGUUUCUGUUCGUGAUGUGUAUGGGAAAUGAGCUCUUCUUCUGCCUGCUCUACAUCCUUCACCACUUAGAAGAACCAAGCGGGCUGCUAUACAUCCUACUUGUGGCGAGCGGAGUGGUGUGUGCACUCAAGUCUUCCAUCAGUUUGGUCCACCUGGUAACGGCGUCUCAGAAUAUGGCUGCUAUAGACGUGGCAGCCCGGCGUGCCGCCGCCGGGAAGUCACAGUGAGAACGUGACGUCUCUCCGAAGCUGUGACCUCAUUUGACCAAAAUUGGUGCUGCUGCCAUGGUUGGGCCCUGAUAUUUCUUUGAAUUUUAUUUCUAGCGUUAAUGUUCUGUAAUGGGAUCACUUGCGUUGCUUUUAAAUGUGAAAUGGGACACAAUAACUAUCAUGUAAAAACAUGGAAACGUACUCUGGGUGAAGACUGCAAAUAUUUCCUUUUUAUUCAAUGGCACUUCGGUUUCUAUCGAGUGACUAAUGCUGCUAACUUGAUGGCAAACAAAACUCAUGAGUACGAGCUACAAGCUGUAUAAAAAGGUGACGGUUGCAAAACACUAAACUUUGAUGUGGACGAGGAGCCGCAAAAUAUUGCUGUACGGGCCCGAAUUGAUCCCCGGGCAACAAGAAUUAAAGUGAACACAAGUGACAGCUGAUCAUGUAAAAAAUGCCUCUAAAGAAUGCUAUAUUUUAAAAAUAUUUUUAGUUUAUAGCUGUUUCUGUGGCACCAGGCAUCAUUUGUGUUUUUUUUUUUCCACUUGUGUUGCUUUUUUUUUGGGUGGCAAAAUACAAAUAAUGUGCUGAAUGUAUUAGUAGAGAAGACACGUGUUUACUGCUGUAAGUGUAUUAUAAAGGACUUGUAUUUCUGCUUCAUUUUGCUCCCGGGUGGUUGAAUACAGAGCAAAAAUAAAAACAGAAGCUUU